Aspergillus clavatus NRRL 1 is the source of this 5184-nucleotide messenger RNA. RefSeq names its product DNA-binding E3 ubiquitin-protein ligase SNT2. Gene Ontology annotation, biological process: histone catabolic process. The transcript is spliced from 3 exons. The coding region runs from base 1 to 5184 and encodes 1727 amino acids. Gene Ontology annotation, molecular function: ubiquitin-protein transferase activity; chromatin binding. Lineage: Eukaryota; Fungi; Ascomycota; Eurotiomycetes; Eurotiales; Aspergillaceae. Gene Ontology annotation, cellular component: Lid2 complex. The record is from RefSeq and is a predicted model, not a curated record.
AUGGCCUCCUCGGACAGGUCGCCGUCCCAGAAGCUUUCUCAUCACCAACAACACCAAUCGCCCCACGUGAAGCCUCACUCUUCACCUUCGGGUGCAGCGCGUCGCAUGCCCACCCCUGGUCAAUCAUCCCGAAGGGGAUCUACAGAUUCUUCCACCAAUGUCGGCACCGCCACCACCAAUGAAUCAUUAUCACAAUCUAUGACCGCCAGCGCAACUCCAGAAGUUGCAGGUGCCGAACCACCCAGCACCUCCGCCACCCCUGCGCCUUAUGGCACUCGAUCUAGGGGUCGCAAUGCAGCACCCCGCCCCAACUAUGCGGAAGAGCGUGACAUCGACAUGGAUUUAGAGAUCCUGACUCCGGCAAACAGAGUCAAAAAAAGUAGUGGCGCCGCAACCCACAACAGCACUAACGGCGCCAAAGCUGAGGGUGAGAAGACUGUCUCGUCUUCAAAUUCCCGAAAGAGCCUGACUACGGUGAAUGGUUCCAAUCCCGCUUCCGCGAAGGAUGCGAUCCCCGGCACAUCAUCCUUUUCUGCAAAACCGGAAGAUGGAUCAGCUUCCUCGGGUUCGUCCAAAAAGCGGAAGCAGCCAGCCAGCGCCCCCAAUUCGAAUUCGGCAAAUGGUAGCGCGGCCAAAAAAUUAUUUACCACCGCUCCUGGUCUCGAUUCCAACCUGGCACCUGUGACUAACAUGGUUUCUUUCGAGAAACGUGGAGCCCGCCUGAAGGAUGGCGCUUUGGUUGCUGACGAUGGCACAACAUUCGCCGUAAAUGAUCAUGUUUAUCUCAUAUGUGAACCUCCGGGAGAGCCGUAUUAUCUUGCUCGAAUUAUGGAACUCCUGCCAUCCAAAGACAAGCCGAAUGGGCCGAUAGAAGCGCUACGCGUGAAUUGGUACUACAGGCCGCGAGAUAUCCAGCGGACUGUUGCGGAUACAAGAGUAGUCUUCGCCUCGAUGCAUUCCGAUACGUGCCCGCUUACCUCCUUGCGCGGAAAAUGCCAAAUCAAACAUCUUUCAGAGAUUGAAAAUUUCGAAGCGUACCGGAAAACGCGCGAUUGCUUCUGGUUCGACAAGAUGUUUGACCGAUACAUCCAUCGCUACUACGAGGUCGUACCCACGAAGAAGGUGAUCAACGUCCCCGCCAACGUCAAGAAAGUCCUCGAUGAGCGAUGGAAGUUUGUCCUUGUGGAGAUAGGGAAGCGGAAAGAACUGUUCAGCGCAGUCAAAACCUGCACAAGAUGCAGUUUAUACGCUGCAAAUAAUGAUUCCGUCGAUUGUGCUGUCUGCCGCAAUACCUAUCAUAUGCAUUGUGUGCGUCCUGUUUUAACCAAGAAACCCGCCCGAGGAUUCGCUUGGGCGUGCGCAGCUUGCAGCCGUGCGCAGGAACGGAAACUCGAGGCUCGGAACACGCCGACCGUUGGUGAGGCUCCAGCCGAGCCAGAGGAGGAGAUCGUGGAAGAGGAGGAAGAGGACCUCAAUGGCACUGCUAACGGUACUAAUGGCAGUACGCCGGCUCCGACCGAGGAGGUUACCAUUCGACCCGCGACAGCAGAACAGAUAGCGCAAGCUCGGAUGUGGCCAUAUCGCUAUCUGGGAAUCCACUGCCGCGUGGAAGAUGCGCUUGAUUACGAUGACCGCAUUUACCCGCGAGCCAGCUCGCGAUUGGGACCCCGCCACCAGGCAGUGGUCAAUCCAUGGCCAGGUCGCCCUGUUGAAUACGCCAAGCCGAUUGAUAUCAAGAAGAAAUAUCUGACCAAAUCCGGUCGCAAGGAAUCCAAACUCUCGAAGGAAGCCCAGGCUGCUAUUGAAGCAGCAAGACAGGAAAAAGCGAACCGGCCAAAAUGGGUUCAGGAUGAACCGGUCGGAUACAUUCGUCGCGGCGAAGAUGAACCGGUCUCAGUUAAUGGGAAGCCGACCCGUACCGCCGAAUUGCUGUUCAAGAUGCCCACUGCGUCACAAAUAUCCUCUCGUGGCGAAGACGAUGCGCCUGCCGCAGAACUCAGCGCUGCUGAUCGCGAGAAAUUCAUGGAUGAGUAUAUGGAACGGGCCAAGGAACUCGCACCCCAGCUGGGGGUGGAGAAGUAUUCGACUAACUUUCUCGACAAGGCUUUGGAGCUUUUAUACGCAAACAGUUUCGACGUUGAGGCCGCUUUGGCGAAGUUGAAACAGCAAAACAAGUACAAGGAUCUGAAGGAACCACAUUUACGUCCUGAGGAAGUCAAAGUUUUCGAACAAGGCGUUGCCAAAUACGGUUCCGAACUACGCUUUGUGACCAAGCACGUCGGCACUGUGCCGCAUUAUCAAAUUGUUCGAUUCUACUAUAUGUGGAAAAAGACCCCUCGCGGUCGGCAAAUCUGGGGUAACUACGAGGGCAGAAAGGGCAAGAGAGAGGCUAGACGACAGAGUACUACCGCCAAGCUUGUUGAUGACGUGGCUGACGACCAAGACGAUUCAGCUUUCGACAAUGGGAAGGCGGUUGAGAAGAAGCGCGGCUUCCAGUGCAAAUUCUGCUCCACGCGUUCCUCACGACAGUGGCGACGCGCGCCAGGUGUUCCCCCAGGCACGACGACGCCGAGCGAGUCGUCGUCCAAGAAGGCGGAUAAAGGGCCACAGCUUACGGUGGCUCUUUGUUUGCGAUGUGCCCAACUCUGGAGAAAAUAUGGAAUCCAGUGGGAGAGUGUGGACGAAGUCGCAAAGAAGAUGGCUCAAAGCGGCAACAAGUCCUGGCGCCGGCGGGUCGAUGAGGAAUUACUGACACAGCUUCUCGCCUCCGAGGAUCCGGCUAAUAUCAACAGUACCACAGCAGCCGCAGCGGCAUCGAUCGGCAUACCAGUCAACGCCACUCCGCCAGCGCAGCCACAGGAACCGGUGAAGAAGAAGGCAAAGAGUGGCGAGAAGGACAGUGCGGCCACCUCGGCGGCCACGUCGGUCGAGCCUGCGCCCAAGAAGAAAGUACCGGUCGAAAAACCGCCAGAACCGGCACCCAUCGUCCCAGAUCCCCCCAAGGCCAAGGUCCUCCCCUGUGCCAUCUGUAACAAAUUGGAGCCUGUGGGUGACCAGCAUCUGUCUUGCCGCGACUGUCGCCUGACUGUUCAUCGUAAUUGCUACGGUGUCAGUUCAUCACGGAAUUGUGCGAAGUGGCUGUGUGACAUGUGUUCCAAUGACAGAAACCCCAUGAUUUCGACUUGCUACGAAUGCGUUCUGUGUCCUGUGACCUGGACGGAACAUGAACUGAUGGAGGCGCCCAAGGUUUCGCACAAGAAGAAGACGGAGAGGGAUCGGGAAAAGGAGCGUCUGGAGAAGGAGAUGGUCCAAGAGGCUAUCAAACUCUACCGACAGAGGCAGGAGGCCGUUGGUAAGCCUAUCGGGCCUCGCGAGCCACUCAAACGAACGGCCGGCAACAAUUGGGUGCACGUGACAUGCGCAGUUUGGACCCCGGAGAUCAGAUUUGGAAACGCCAAAGAACUUGAGCCCGCAGAAGGAUUCGGGCUCAUUUCCGCCGACAGGUACAGGGAUGUGUGCAAACUGUGUAGGACCAGCAAAGGCGCGUGCGUCACCUGCAAUCACACCGGCUGCAAUGCCCGUUUCCAUGUUGGAUGCGCGUUUCAGGCACAAUACGUGUUCGGAUUCAACAUUACGCCCGUCAAGAGUUCCCGACGGGACACUGUGAACAGUAUACGGUUGGGCGAGGAGGUGGGAGCAGCCACUGCGGGGAUCUGGUGUCCCCAUCAUGCACCCUCAUCUGGCGUUCAUCAGGUGGGAGAAAUGACCGGAGAAACCGGGCUCAAUGCUCUCCAGCAGUAUGUCCAGUCGUAUAAGCAAGCUGACCUGACUUUGCCUGGAACCGUCCGAAGAGCGGCAUAUGUUCAACAGGCUCUGAACGCUUCCCAGCCUGCCACGACUGCCAGUACACGCCGUUCUUCUACCAUCAACGGCCUUGUCACUGCCACCUCGCAUCCACCACCACCCCCGAAGGACAGCCAGAAGGUCAUCGUGACUGCGGCCCCCGAGCAAAAUCCUGAUGGAAUGGUGAUCGAUUCCGGCAAUCCUUUCCCCCGCCAGGUUGCGAGCCCCGAAAUGGAGCGCAAAUGCUGCCGUUGCUCUACGUCGUUCAGCCCUCGCUGGUGGCCCAUCGACAAUGCCCGGCGAGCGGCCGUUCUCAACAGCAGAACAUCAAGCGUGAACGGGGUCGGCAUGAGCGAACCCGCGGGCAGAUUCCCCCAUCCAUCUUCUGCCAGCCCACCAUUUCUUUCUCGCAACCUGUCCCAGCACUCGUUGUCCAAGUUGAACGGAGAGUACAACAUCGGCAUCGAGGGCCCGCUCUAUGAAUGCCACAAGUGCUAUCUCAAGACGGCCGUGGCUCAACCGUCCCCCGAGCCUCGCCCUUCUCCAUACCCCGCGCAGCGGCCUGUGUUGCCAGCUCCCCGAAUCUCGGAAUACCAGGUCCACCCCUAUGGGACACAUGCGCACCCGACGCCUCCUCCGACUGGGCCCACUGGGGUUCUCCCAAGACCGCUUGGAGCAGCGCCUUCGCACAAUGGUCCAGAAUGGUAUUCGGGAUACGACCAGCGUUCGACCGAAUAUGGGGACGGGAAAUUGCGCAAUGGCUUGCCCAUUCCGGGAUAUCAUGGGGCCCCCCCUGCUGCCCCAACCCUUCCCAUGAACGGGUUCCCGCAUCCGUCCACGGCUCACCAUGCUCCUCCCCCGCCACCACCUCACUACCCCGGCGGAGCGCCUCCACCUCCUCACCAGUCGUACUCGGCUCACCAGAGUCCGUAUGCCCCGGUAUCGAUGCCGUCACCCCAUCCUUCACAUGCGCCUGUGUCCAUGCCAUCGCCCCAUCCAUCGCAUGCACCGGGUCCCCGCCCGUUUGCCUCGUCGGCAUCACCGCCUGUGGCGCAAGCGACGAUCAUCCGUCAUUCGCCGCAGCAUUCGCUCAGCGCGCUGAACGGAGGUCCCCCUCGGAUGUACUCGGUGGAUCGCGUCCUGGGCGCGCCUACUCAGUCACCUAUCGUGGCGCACGCGCGGAUCGAUCCCCGUGGGUUGACACCUCCAGGAAAGUUGGAAGAGACUUCGGUGGGGCCGGCGGGAGGAGCAAUGAGUACUGGUCGCAGUGCGACUGUCAAUGGGACGAACGGGGGGUCUGGGGCCAGUGCCAGUCCGUCGUUGAAGAAUCUACUUUCAUAA